Molecule: messenger RNA, 759 nt
Organism: Haliotis rufescens (red abalone)
Lineage: Eukaryota; Metazoa; Mollusca; Gastropoda; Lepetellida; Haliotidae
Product: MICOS complex subunit MIC13-like
Exons: 4
Coding region: 73-456 (127 amino acids)
Biological process (GO): cristae formation
Cellular component (GO): mitochondrial crista junction; MICOS complex
Source: RefSeq, a predicted model, not a curated record
UAAGGAUAACACUGACAUCAGGACCAGAUAUAGUUAUACACAAUCAACAACACUUACUACCAACAGUAAUAGAUGGAUACAGUAUGUCGAGUAACUGCGAACGUUUGGUAUUGGGAAAUAGUGUUUGCUCCCAAAAUGGCGACGACCUUGGUGAAGCUAGCCAGCAAGCUUGCAAUUGGUGCUGGUGCUGUGUAUGUGACCAUUGACCAGGGUGUGUGGAGCAACAGCAGCAAUGGCAGUCAGGCCCUGGAGAAGGUGAAGGGAUCUGUCCUGCCUGCUGCCAGUGACUACGCUAAACAGAUUCCGUCUUUAGAUGAUGUCAACAACACAGUGUUAAGUGGCUGGAACUCAGGGGUGAAGACUGUGUUCUACUAUGUGUCAUCAGCCCCAGACACAGCCGGGGAGUACAGCAAGAAGGCCGUGUCAUCAUCUGUCAACUUUGUACGUGGAAACUGAUGUGCACUUGUUAUUUUUGUGUGGCAGAUAGCUGAAUGACUGUGAAUAGAUGCAUGUUUUACAAAGGACAGUUCGAACAGUGUACAUAGCACAGCAUGUAAUCCUUCAAAGAAUACUAAAAAUGAUGAAAAAUCCUUCAAUCCCGGCUGUUCGGUUUGAGCUGUUUACCUGAACUGUUGAAUGAAGUCUUGGACAGAAUACACAUCAUCAUAUCCUGAGGUAUAAAAUCCUGUAUAUUUAUGACAACUGUGAUCUGGGGAAGAGUUUGUUGGUUUUCAUUAAAUAUUCACGAAACCAUCUAAA